Messenger RNA from Peromyscus eremicus (cactus mouse), 1347 nucleotides. It is a transcript of the gene Fbxo4, whose product is annotated as F-box protein 4. Lineage: Eukaryota; Metazoa; Chordata; Mammalia; Rodentia; Cricetidae. The record is from RefSeq and is a predicted model, not a curated record. Gene Ontology annotation, biological process: protein polyubiquitination; SCF-dependent proteasomal ubiquitin-dependent protein catabolic process. Gene Ontology annotation, cellular component: SCF ubiquitin ligase complex. Gene Ontology annotation, molecular function: protein binding. The transcript is spliced from 7 exons. Bases 30 to 1187 code for a protein of 385 amino acids.
GCGUCCGGCUGUGUCGCGCGGCCACGGCCAUGGCUGGAAGCGAGCCCCGCGGAGCCGGCUCCCCGCCGCCCGCCAGCGACUGGAGCCGCCUGGAGGCCGCCAUCCUGAGCGGCUGGAGGACCUUCUGGCAUGCGGUGGGCAAGGAGCGGGCGGCGCGGACGGCGCCCCGGGAGGAGGCGGCGGAGGAGACCAGCGCGCUGACGCGGCUGCCGAUCGAUGUACAGCUGUAUAUUUUGUCAUUUCUCUCUCCCCAUGAUCUGUGCCAUUUGGGAAGUACAGAUCGGUACUGGAAUAAAACUGUAAGAGACCCAAUUCUCUGGAGGUAUUUUCUGUUGCGGGACCUUCCUGCUUGGUCUUCUGUGGACUGGAAGUCACUUCCAGACCUAGAGAUCUUAAAAAAGCCCAUAUCUGAGGUCACCGACAGCAAGUGUUUUGAUUACAUGGAGGUUUAUAAAAUGUGCUGUCCACAUACGAGAAGAGCCUUGAAAGCCAGCCGUCCUGUGUAUGGAGCUGUCACCUCUUUUCUACACUCGUUGAUCCUUCAGAACGAACCCCGAUUUGCUAUGUUUGGACCAGGUUUGGAAGAACUGAAUACAUCUUUGGUGUUGAGUUUGAUGUCUUCUGAGGAACUUUGCCCAACUGCUGGUUUGCCUCAUAGACAGAUUGAUGGUAUUGGAUCUGGAGUCAAUUUCCAGCUGAGCAAUCAACAUAAAUUCAACAUCCUUAUAUUAUAUUCAACUACCAGAAAGGAAAGAGACAGGGCAAGGGAAGAGCAUACAAGUACAGUUAACAAGAUGUUCAGCCUACAGAGUGAAGGAGAUGAACACCAAGGAAGCCGCUACAGUGUGAUUCCGCAAAUUCAGAAGGUGUGUGAAGUCGUAGACGGCUUCAUCUAUGUGGCAAAUGCCGAAGCUCACAAACGACAUGAAUGGCAAGAUGAAUUUUCUCGUAUUAUGGCCAUGACUGAUCCAGCUUUUGGAUCGUCAGGAAGACCAAUGCUGGUUUUAUCUUGUAUUUCUCAAGCGGAUGUAAAAAGAAUGCCCUGUUUUUAUUUAGCUCAUGAGCUGCGUCUCAAUCUUCUAAACCACCCAUGGAUGGUCCAGGAUAUAGAGGCUGAAACUCUGACUGGUUUCUUGAAUGGCAUUGAGUGGAUUCUUGAGGAAGUGGAAUCUAAACAUGCAAAAUGAUGUUCCUUUUGGACCUUCAGAAGCCUCAGGGCAUGACGUGGUGUGUGUUUCCCGUCGUCCAUCCUGUUCCUGCAUUUCUGUAGGAGGGCUGUACACAGGACAGCUAUGGCUGCCGUGAUCCUGACUCUCGACCAUAAAUCAGUUGCAAGUUUCAAUCAUA